This is a messenger RNA of Pectinophora gossypiella (pink bollworm), 961 nucleotides long. RefSeq lists its product as uncharacterized. The record is from RefSeq and is a predicted model, not a curated record. The transcript has 2 exons. NCBI's taxonomy places the organism in Eukaryota, Metazoa, Arthropoda, Insecta, Lepidoptera, Gelechiidae. The coding region runs from base 104 to 802 and encodes 232 amino acids.
UAAGCUUAGAUUAUUUUACUUUUUCCUCCUGACUUCGUCGUGUUAACUUGUACAGUAUUAUUAUACAAUAAAAGUUAAAGUCUGAGUGCAAGUUUCAUUCAACAUGGAUCCUGAACCACCUGAAGGCUUAACGCCGACAGCAGCGGUGGGAUCACAAGCCAGUGGUCCCGAACAAGCACCACAGCCUGCGCUACUCCAGUCUCCGGGUCCUGCAGCGUCUGGGCCUCCGGAUCCGACGUUCACCAUGGAACAGGUCAUGUCUCUUGUUCGUUCUAUUACUAAUCAGGCAACUACUAGUGCUGUCAGUGCUGCGCUUUCAGCGGAAACUGCGCCUUCGCGGCACCGUAUGGAUUUUUAUUUGCCUCCUUUUGACCCGGACCAACGAUCUCAUGAUAUAAGAGAUUGGUGCGCGCAUAUCGACGACACUAUCCAAAAAUUUAAAAUACCUACACAUGAAGCCCGUAUGAAGGCUAUUCUUCAAUUGAAAGGCAGAGCCAAGACUUGGGCCGAUACUUGGUCUCUGCGCUCGACGACUUGGGAGCAAGUGAAACUGGAACUAAUACAGACUUUUGGCAGGGAAUUCCGGUACUUCGACGACGUCCAGAGGUGGCGCGCCUACACCUCUGAUCAGGCGACCAGCUAUGCAGAGUACGCUACGACUGCCUGGACCCUGUUCAAGAGAGUGAGGCCCGAGGCUUCGGACGCCGAGGCGGUGGACGCCGUGAUUACAGGUAGUGAUAAACAGCGCGAGGAGCGCGCUGGAGUCAGUAUGGCCGUAUGGGCGCGGCAGCCCUUUAUUUGAUUUUGCAAGUUUUAUGUUACGCUAGUGUCAUCUAUCGGAUAUUUUGGAAACUACUUAUAACUUGGUCUUGUAGUUGACUCGAACUAAAUUAAGUACUUAAUUUUUGCAAUAUUAUGUUUGAUGUUUAAAAUAUUAUGUGUAAAUAUAUUAAUAAUAGUA